AUGGAGGCCUCGCUACUGGCCGGACUCAAUCCUGCACAGCGAGCUGCAGUCACCUCAAAGGUACCUGUCCUGCAAGUACUCGCCCCACCUGGGUCCGGCAAGACUAAGACCUUGACUUCCCGAGUUGCUCAUCUGCUAGCACAUCGAGACUACAAUCCUCAGAAUGUCAUAUGCUGUACCUUCACGAUCAAGGCGAGCCGUGAGAUGCGAGAACGGCUACGCGCUCUCGUCGGGGAACAGCUAGAGUCAAAGCUCAUACUGGGAACAUUCCAUUCAGUAUGCCGACGAUACCUAGCAGCGUACGGAACCAAGAUAGGUAUAGCCAAAGGCUUUGGCAUUGCCGACUCGUCCGACAGCAAAAGCAUAGUCAAGAGAAUCAUCAAGGAGCACGAUAUCAAGCUCGAACCUCAAACAGCCAGAUCUAAGAUAUCCUGGAACAAGGCCCGGUUCCGCACUGUCGCCUCCCUUGAGGCAGAAUUGGCCAAGAGUAAAGAGCCAGCACAGAGCAAGCAAGAUAUGAUUACGGUCUUUCGCGAAUACGAGGACGAGCUCAAGAACAACAACUUGCUGGACUACGACGAUCUGCUCCUUCGGUGUGUCGACCUAUUACGAGCUCAGCCAACAUGUGUCGCAAACGUCGAGGCUCUCCUCAUCGACGAAUUUCAAGAUACGAACAUUGUGCAGUAUGAGCUCAUGAAGCUGUUCGCUUCUGCUCGCAAUCAUAUCACUAUUGUUGGUGAUCCCGACCAAAGCAUCUAUGGCUUUCGCUCGGCAGAGAUCGAAAACCUGAAAAGAAUGCAGGCUUACUACCGAGAUGCGGUAGUCAUCAAUCUCGAGGAGAACUAUAGAUCUGGUGGAGCAAUUCUGAAGCUGGCACAGGACGUUAUCGAUCAAGAUACAGCACGACCUGACAAGAAACUGAAGUCAACACACUGCCACGGUGCGCUACCCGUGUUGAGGAGGCUACCGAACUCAUUUGAGGAGGGCUUGUGGAUUGCAAGCGAAGUCAAACGCAUCAUCGCUUCUACUGGUGGCUUGAUCGGUCACGCCGAUAUUGCUGUGCUUAUUCGGUCAGGUUAUCUAUCUUCGAGAGUUGAAAAAGCCUUCACGAAUGCCGGCAUACCUUAUCGAAUGGUUGGUGGAACACGUUUCUUUGAUCGUGCCGAAAUCAGGUUGAUUGUCGACUAUUUACGGACGAUCAGCCAUCCGGACAACAAUGCAGCUUUCCUGGCAAUCAUCAACGUGCCAUCGCGGAAGAUUGGCGAGAAAGCGAUCGAGUCGCUUGCCAAGCUCAGUGAAGAGCAUAAGCUGCCGAUCUUUCGCGUUGUACAGAAGGUACUUGCAGGUAGCCUAGUGCCAGAGAAGAAGCUCUCGAAGCCCUCGGAGCAGGACCUGUCGCGACUGAUAAGCAUAAUCAACAAGGCACGCGACAAGAUGGAGGAUAUGCAGCCUGCUCAAGUUCCUAGCCGGCUAAUCGAGUACGUGGUCGAGGUCCUGCAUCUGCAGGCCUACCUCCAGAAGAAAUACAAGGACGACUACGAAGACCGCAUUGAGAACGUUCAGGAGCUGAUUGCUUAUGCCUCCGAUAUGACGGUCAUGUCAACGACCGAAACUCUGCCGACUGUUGAAGGGAUCGCGCAAGAGCAAAUCGAUCAGUGUCAAGAGGCUCUCGACCAAUUUCUAGCCAACAUCGUACUUUCUUCCGAGGUCGAGCAAGACGACAAGGACGACCCAAAGCCCCGUGUUACAAUCUCAACCAUACACAGCGCCAAGGGCCUGGAGUGGCCUGUGGUUUUCAUUCCUUCGGUGUAUGAUGGGUCGAUACCGCAUUCUCGUGCCGAAGAUACGGAUGAAGAGCGGCGACUUUUGUAUGUUGCUAUUACUCGAGCGCAGGCUUUACUCAACAUCUCGUUUCCCCUGAUCGGCUCGCGAGAUCAAGGGUUGAACGCUCACGAUCUGACACCAUUCCUGCCAGAGUCACUGCAUUACCGGACGGCAAACAAAGCACCACUGUUCACGGACAGCAUUAUUGCAGACAUUGCACGUAUACUGCGGCGUGAGACGCCUUCUCCAGCGGAUAUUGCACAGGGUGUGACAUCUAUCAGCAACUCCGAGUCACUGGAGGACGAUCGAUGGCCUCUCGAUGGCAGGCCAGCUCUUGGACCUGAACAAGACAUCAUGACAGGAGGCUGGAUUGUUGGGGCAGGCAGGUUGCAGCCUGCGGACAGCAGCUUCCAAUCUACACAGGGUAUCGCUAGUUACCAGACAACCAUGACAAGCUCAAGGAGUUUCUCUACCAGCAAUACAUCGAUGAAUGCAGGCUUCACAACAGCCGGCCAACAGAUGCGUUCAAUCAAUACCAUGCAUCAGGGUCAUACGCUGCAAGAUAGCCCAGCACCGCCAGCGCCAGCAACUAAUGCUCCGAGAGGCAUACAGAGCUUCUUCUCUCGUCGGCCCAGCGCUGCAGAAGCUGCGCGACAGGCUUGGAGCGCACGACCAAGUCAGUCUGCACCUGUGAGCGCCUCUAAGGGAGGAGGCCGGUCAGGUACACAACCCCAGUCUCUCUCGCAAUCGGUGUCGAAUUUGCCAACCAUGCCCUCAAUUAGCGAUCGACACGGAACCUCAGACCCGCAACAGCUGCUCCCACACUUGAGCAAUCAUCGUCUUCCAGCCUUCAACGCAAUGGGUCGAGCUGCCGCUCCUGGCCGUGUGCUCACGGGCCAGACAGGCUCAGUGGGUGUCAAGCGGCCCCGACCGCUUCCAUUAGAAGAGCUCAGCCCGAACCGUUCAAAGCGAGUGUACCACUUUCUCUCAAGCAGCCCAACUCAAGAGCUAUUCGAUGAAAAUGGAGAAGUUACAAUCGGAACGAAAGAAGAUUUUGACACAGCUAUGAAAGUAGGCAAGCAGAACACGCCAUCAUGCGGAACAAAUUCACACCCGGGUGGCAGCACUAAAGAUUCCGGUACUGAGCGAGGAGGACCUGCACUUCAGAGACCACCUGUCGACCCUAGGAAGAGGCAGUUGGGAGUGCGAGGCUCUUUUGUGCCGUGGAAUGAGCGAAAGCGCAAGUAG
Cyphellophora attinorum is the source of this 3072-nucleotide messenger RNA. RefSeq names its product ATP-dependent DNA helicase srs2. NCBI's taxonomy places the organism in Eukaryota, Fungi, Ascomycota, Eurotiomycetes, Chaetothyriales, Cyphellophoraceae. The transcript has a single exon. Gene Ontology annotation, cellular component: nucleus. The record is from RefSeq and is a predicted model, not a curated record. The coding region runs from base 1 to 3072 and encodes 1023 amino acids. Gene Ontology annotation, biological process: recombinational repair. Gene Ontology annotation, molecular function: hydrolase activity; 3'-5' DNA helicase activity; ATP binding.